UACACACAGGGACACACAUACACAUAGACGCGGCAGCAUGGCGAACGCGCAAAGAACUCAGAGUCCUCACAAGCUGUCACAGAGAACAAAGUCAACAUGCCUCCCGCUUUUUCAGCUUUUGUUUUUUGCUAUCUUUCAGGUAGCACGGGCAAACAAGCAAGCUUUCAUUCAGUCAGACACCAUCCUAGAGGUGCUACAUUUUGGGGAAGCAGGCCUCUUGCAGACAGAGUCUGACAUUGACAUAAGUUCAUAUAAUCAAAAAAGCCCGCCCUUGCACCGGGGGAACUGCAGGCCCAUACGCUUCGAGCCGCCCAUGCUGGACUUCCAUGAACAGCCUGUUGGAAUGCCAAAAAUGGAAAAAGUUUACUUGCACAAUCCUAGUUCAGAAGAAAUUAGUUUAAUAUCAAUAUCAGCGACAACAGCGCAUUUUCACGCUUCCUUUUUUCAAAACCGGAUCAUCCCUCCGGGGGGAAACACAUCAUUUGAUGUGGUCUUUCUAGCACGAGUAGUAGGCAAUGUAGAAAAUACUUUAUUUAUUAACACAUCACACCAUGGAGUGUUUACAUACCAGGUGUUUGGUGUGGGCAUACCCAACCCAUACCGACUCCGGCCCUUCAUCGGGGCCAGGGUCCCUGUCAACAGCAGCUUCUCCCCUCUCAUAAACAUCCACAACCCACACAGUGAGCCCCUGCAGGUUGUGGAGAUGUACUCCAGCGGGGGCGACCUGCACCUUGAGCUGCCCACAGGGCAGCAGGGAGGGAACAGAAAACUAUGGGAGAUACCUCCCUUUGAGACAAAGGGGGUGAUGAGGGCCAGCUUCUCGUCACGAGACGCCGACAACCACACGGCCUUCAUCCGCAUCAAGACCAACGCCUCCAACGAGGACGAGUUCAUCAUCCUCCCCAUGGAGGUCGAGGUCACCGCAGCACCUGGUAUAUACUCCUCCAUAGAAAUGUUAGACUUUGGUACACUAAGAUCUCAAGAUCGACCAAAGCAGUUGAAUUUGCAUCUGCUAAAUUCAGGAAUGAAAGAUGUACCUAUCACAAGUAUUAGACCAACACCAUCAAACGAUGCUGUGUCAAUAGAAUUCAAGCAAGUCACGCUUAAAGCUGGUGAAAAUAGAUACACCAAAGUUGCAAGUAUUAGUUUUGAUGCGUCAAAGGUGAAAAGACCAUCACAGAUAUCUGGUAAAAUAACAGUGAAAGCAAAAGAAAAAAGCUACUCGAAACUUGAAAUUCCAUAUCAAGCUGAAGUUUUAGAAGGGUAUCUGGGCUUUGAUCACACAGUCACCCUGUUCCACAUCAGAGACAGCCCCCCAGACCCACAGGACAGGCCCAUAGUCCUCACCAACACCUUCAACUUCCCCAUCCUCAUCCAUGAUGUCUCUCUGCCGGAAGAGGCCAAAACCAUGUUCAAAGUGCAGAACUUCAGCGAGCCGGUGUUGGUGCCGCCGCGCGAGGCCCGCUACAUCUUCUCGCUGCACUUCCGCCCCUCGCGGCCCUCCAUCCACAUCGACAGCAACAUCCUGCUGGUCACCAACGCCUCGCGCUUCCACCUGCCCGUGCGCGCCUACACCGGCUUCCUGGAGCCCCUGGUGCUGCCACCCAGUCUAGAGGAGCACCUCCUGGACUUUGGGGUCCUCAGUGCCACCGACACCAGCAGCAUUGUGUUCGUGGUGGUCAACAGUAAUCCCAUAGAGCUGGUGAUCAGGCCGUGGCUGGUGACUGGGGACAGUCUGUCCAUGGAGCUACUGAGGACGGAGAGGGGCAACAGAACCACAGCGCUGGCCCGGUCCAAAGACCUCCACAACGCCACAGCCUCCACACACAAAACGGUCAUUCUGGCCUCUGGUUAUUAUGCAGCCUUCCGGGUAACGUUGGUUGCUAAGGACCUGGAGGGUGUGUACGACGGGGCGGUGCACAUCACAACAGAUUACGAGAUAUUGACCAUUCCGGUGAAGGCUGUGGUUGCAGUGGGCAGUCUGGCCAGUUCCCCAAAACACAUCAUCUUUCCCCCAUCCUUCCCAGGUAAAGUGGUGCACCAGUGUUUGAGCAUCAGCAGCUCCUUCUCCCAGAAGGUGAAGGUGCAGCACAUCAUCUCGCUGACAGAAGACCCACGCUUCUACCACAAGCGCCUCAAGAACAGCAAAGACGAGCUUGAACCCAAACGCAGGUCCAAGGUCGCAAAUAUUUAUUUUGAUGCCAGUUUGCAGUGUGGCAAUCACUGUUAUGUAGGACUGCCUUUUCUGAGAAAAUAUGAGCCAAAGCCCCACGGGCCUGUAAUGCAGGAGGACCUGUUUGAUGGGGAUGCAGACCUGCACCAGAUGCUGCUCAGGACCUGGGAGGAGAUCAGAGACAGCUCCAGACACGAGGUGGAAGGCGUCUUCGAGGUGAACACUGACCUGCAGAAGAACGUGCAGGCUCGAGUCAGUGCGCGCAUGAUGUGGCCCUCGCUGGUCCAGUCGUCAUGGCAGAUCAUCUUCCCCCUCACCAACACCAACAGCUCCUCCGAAGUGGAAGUUUUACUUGAAAAUCCAGCCGAUGUUCCUGUGUACGUUCAGAUCGUCCCCCUGGCCCUCUACCCCAACCCUGCAGCGUUCGCUGAAAAACUCUUAGAGAGGCUCCCAGUCAAAAAUCUCCCCAUUGACACAACCACUUUAGAGUUCCAAAUCCACAGGAAUCAGAGCUCUCUGACGAGAACCAGCGGCGGCUUCACAGAGGGGCAAACUCGGCCGUUUGUCCACAACCUGCACCUCCUCUCAGGAGAAGCCAAAAGCUUCUCGGUGAAAUUCAGCCCCAUCAGCAACCACACACUGACCUCCUUACUCCUCAUCAGGAACAACUUGACGGUGGUGGACUUCUUGCUGGUGCAUGGCCAGGGCACCUACGAGAGCCUGAAGAUGGCGGGCAAGCCCCCUGGGCCAGGCAGCUCCCUGCGCUUCAAACUGACCGAGGCGCUCCUGCGGGACUGCUCAGAGAAAGUGAAGCUGAAAGAGCCCAACUUUAGCCUUAGAAGAUCCUUUAAAGUGGAGAACACAGGCCGGCUGCCCCUGCACAUCCAAGCCAUGGAGAUCAACGGCUACGCCUGCGAGGGCUACGGCUUCAAAGUCGUCAACUGUCAAGAGUUUGUGCUCAAUCCAAACGUGUCCAAAGACAUUGUUAUAAUGUUCACACCAGACUUCACAGCGUCUCGUAUUAUCCGUGAGCUGCGGCUGGUGUCGGCGGGCGGCUCGUCGUUUGCCUUCGUGCUGAACGCCUCUCUGCCCUACCACCUGCUGGCGUCGUGCGCUGAGGCCCUGCCCCGGCCCUCCUGGGAGCUGGAGCUCUACGUCAUCAUCUCCAUCAUCAUGAGCUCCAUGUUCCUGCUGGUGCUGGUCACAGCUUACCUUGAAGCCUUGGGCAUCUGGGAGCCGUUCAAGAGACGCCUGUCCUUCGAGGGAUCCAACUCCUCCAUGGAAACGGGGCGACCUUUUGACCUCAGGGAAAUAGUGCGAAUUCAUAACGAUUCAAACACAAACGAUAACCACAGCGACAGUAACCACUCCUCACGGGGAGGUGCGUACAACAACAGGCCAGGUGGGAGACAAAACGCGGCGCCGUCCCACCACAACAACAGCAACGGCCACCUGGAUCGGCUCUCCAAAGGGGGCACGAGCAGAGCCGCUAUGCAAGCCAUCCCCAGCACACACAAGGGCCACGACAGCCCCACGGCCCAGCCAGUCAACCGCAAGGGGGGCCGCGGCUCCAGAGCCCAGAAUCAGCCCCAACAGAACCAGAACCAGAACCAACAGAACCAACAGAACCAGAACCAGAACCAAGCGCACCAGGAGAGCAGCCAGCGCCGCUGCUCGGACGACUCGGACUACAGCAGCCUGGUGGAGACGAUGGACCGAGACCUGGACCAGCCCGAGUCACCAGCCGCCACAGAGGUGUUCCAGGAGCAGGCCACGCCAUCAGCACAGGCCACACACAGCAAAGCCUCACAGUCUAAGGGGAAGGCCCAGCAGCAGCAGCAGCAGCAGCAGCAGCAGCAACAACAACAACAACAACAGCAGCAGCAGCAGCAGCAGCAGCAGAAGAAGUCGAAGGCCCAGAAGAAGCGCGAGGAGAAGGAGAAGAGGACCAAGAGCAAGCCUCAGGCCGAGGAGGAGCUGAAGCUGGUGGACAACGACGACAGCUCCUCCACCACCACCGAGGCCUCCAACCCCGACGUCGAGGCCGGAGUCAAAGAGGAGCCAGUGAAUAAUAAAAAAGGCCGGUCAGUAGCAGUCACGUUGGAGAAAGAGAAAGAGGAAGCGCCAGAGCCCCAGUCUAAACCCCAAAACAAGAAAGCGGCCAACACAAAACAGCCAGAGCCCCCAGCAGACACAAAGACCAGUUCAUUAGAGCUGCCGUACGUGACCCCUCUGGAAACCAAACAGCGCAAAAAGUUCCCCACCAAGAAUCUGAUGCAACAGGCUCUAGCCAACACGCCCAAACCAAGACCAGCUCCAAAAGCGGCAACAGCAACAGAGGAGAAGCUGUCCGAGUUCCGCUCGUCUCCCCUGGGCAAGAUGCUCGCCUGCAGCUCCGUCCAGGACCUGGUCGCCAGCAGCGGCUCGGAGGGCGAAAAGGACACCUCGCCCCCUCCAGAGUGGGACUCCGUGCCUCUCCACAAAUGCCCCCUGACUGUGGACAGCCUGCAGCAGAUCUCCAUGCAGACCCUGAACGCAGACUCCUUCCUUAAGCGCUCCAGCGGAAGCAGCCCGACGUCGAUGGGGCCGGUACCGGUGCCGAUGCCUUCCGCCCGCACCUCCUGCUCUCCACCUCCCCCCUCCUCCCCCGGCCAGACCCCCAGAGGCUCCUACAGCAGCGUGCUCAACACCAGCAGUGAGACCGGCUCCAAGGGCUCCACUGGAGCGAAGAAUAAGCUCACCAAGUCCAUCUCUCUGCCGGGACAGAACGGCAAUCCCACGUUCGCCGCGGUGGCGGCCGGCUACGACAAAAGCCCAGGUGGCAGCAGUCUAGCCAAAGCUGCCGUCAGCAGAGCGGACACUCUGGGCAAGGUGUCUCACACCACCUCUGUGGACAGUGACGGAUCGGACAGCACUGGGCUGUGGAGCCCCAUUGGAAACACCAGCAGUCCAAGCUUCAGCCCGGCCAAUUCCUUCUCUGCGUUUGGGCCCAGCAACACCUUCAAUCUGUCUGGAGUCUUCAGCGGGAUGACGACCCCCAAGAGCAGCGAGCCGCCCCAGAGCUGGUCCGAGUUCGGCUGCUCCUCGCCCUCGUACUGGGCGGCCGCCCCCGGCACUCCCACCGACCCGCUCCACUCCUGGCCCAGCAGCUCCGGAUCUGGACCCACCACUCCCACCACGUCCAUCCUGGGCAACAGCAGCCUGUGGUCCAGCAGCGCCCCCUUCAGCCCCUCCAUCUGGUCCACCAGCGGAGACACCUUCCCGCCGCCCUCCUCCGCGCCCACCUCGCCCAUCUCGGACCUCAUCGGCCCGCCCGCCGACAGCGGCUGCACCUCGCCCGCGCUGGGCGCCGUGGGCAGUGGCGUGGGGCACGGCGGGGCGUCCCCCGUGGAGCUGAGCCGCGCCUACAACCCCUGGAGCAUGUGGCGGCCGACCCUGACGCGCCGCAGCUCCGAGCCCUGGCCCAACCCCCCCGACGCAGGCAACUAAAGAGGCACAACACGACCUGGAGCCUCCAGGACACUAGAGGGCGACAUCUACGCUUGAGGUGGUUUUGGUUAAAAGCCUGCCACGUCAAAUUCAGAAUCAUGGUUGUGGCGGAGAGCUCCGCUAACUGAUUAGUGGACUAAAUUGGACAGGCUUUACCAACCACCUCAGCCAGUGGGUCCCUUCUAGAGUCUGUUGGAGCAUGUAGUGUCUUGAGAGAAUUUAUGAGAACCCAAUGCGGGGGAGAGGGAAAUGUGAAUUUUUUUUUCUUUUUUUUUUUCUCACACACAGUUCAGGCCUUAAAGCCAAACUUGUUUUUAAAAACGAAUGUUUCAUUUGAGGCCCCAGUCAAUAUUAGUGAACAUGACGAGCUGCUGCAUUUAUUUUAUAAUUCUCAGUUGUAUCACCUUGACAUCAAGAAAAGGUUAAGAAAUUUAAAAAAAGCCCCGUUGAGGCUGUUUGCCAUUUUGUUAAACGGCGUUGCGGCAGAAUUGGGGACCCGAUGUUCCUCACUGCUAUUUUGAAAUGAGCACUUUUAUGAAGCCCCUCUACUGAGGGGAAAAAGAGGGAUUUUUUCUGUUCUGAGAGGCAGUUGAAAAUGGUUAAUGUGCAAUAGGAAUGUAAAAUGGGAAAACCUGCAAUCUGAGUUAGAAAAUAGACAAAAAAAGAAGCCCUGGAAUCAUUGCUGUGCAGAUUUAAAUUUAACAUUCAAUGUGGUUUCCUCCACCAUGACUUUUGGUUCUUGGUUUUUAAGUUUCGAAAUUGGGGGAAAAUGUUUUAUGUGAAAUUUUAUCCUUUUUUAAGCAGGAAGGAUUGGCAGAAUGUCUAUCUUAUUUGUUUUGUUUUGUUUUGUUUUUUUUAUUUUGAGAAGAUGUGGUUAUUGGAUUUUGAUGCUGGAUUAAAAGUGUCAAGUUUUUUUUUCUGUCAGGAUCAAAAUGUGAUCACUUCCCAAGUCAAGAAUAAAACCACAUGGCAGAA
This is a messenger RNA of Sardina pilchardus (European sardine), 6637 nucleotides long. Its product is annotated as transmembrane protein 131-like. NCBI's taxonomy places the organism in Eukaryota, Metazoa, Chordata, Actinopteri, Clupeiformes, Clupeidae. The transcript has 41 exons. The record is from RefSeq and is a predicted model, not a curated record. Bases 38 to 5662 code for a protein of 1874 amino acids. Gene Ontology annotation, cellular component: membrane.